This is a messenger RNA of Phytophthora nicotianae INRA-310, 950 nucleotides long. RefSeq lists its product as hypothetical. Gene Ontology annotation, molecular function: protein binding. The record is from RefSeq and is a predicted model, not a curated record. Bases 24 to 950 code for a protein of 308 amino acids. The transcript is spliced from 2 exons. Lineage: Eukaryota; Oomycota; Peronosporomycetes; Peronosporales; Peronosporaceae.
AUUAUGCGUGCACACACGUUGCAAUGGACGAUGCAGCCAUGAAUGGACAUUUAGAAGUUGUCAAAUGGCUACACAUUCAUCGACAUGAAGGAUGCACGACUGAUGCAAUGGAUGAAGCAGCCAGAAAUGGAUACCUGCGAGUCGUGCAAUGGCUACAUUCGAAUAGAACCGAAGGAUGCACGACACGAGCGAUGGAUGAGGCCGCAGCUAACGGCCAUUUACAUACUGUCAUGUGGUUGAACAAGUAUAGACCAACGAGUGAACACCCUCGUAGCUCUGCUAGCAGCAGUGGAUCACGAUCCAGCUCACGACGGCGAGGUGGUGGGUGUACCACGAACGCGAUGGAUGGAGCUGCUCGUGGCAAUUAUUUGGAUGUGGUGAAGAUCCUGCAUAAACAUCGAGAAGAAGGAUGCACGGAGCGAGCCAUGGAUGGAGCUGCUGCGGCUGGUCAUUUGGCAAUGCUCAAAUGGCUACAUGAACAUCGUAGCGAAGGUUCCGAUGACCGCCUAUGCGUGUUUAACGCUUUGAAGCGAGCCUCAGAACUGGCAGGAAGACCGGAUAUCAUCACGCAACAGGAUACCGACCAGUUUGUCGACAAUGAGCUCGUUUGCUACGGACGUGACCUCAGGCAGGGUGCAAGAUGGAAGAUUGUACCUCGCUUUCUGGGUCGACUUCGGGAUGCUGGUCGCGACUUCGCCUACAACCAGAUUGCCACCAUAAACCAUGCGAUUCCAGGCCGGCGUGGUGCACAGGUUUUGGAAGAAAUCCCGAUUGACGACGGUAUCAACAUUGUCGGAGCCUACAAUCACCACCACAUCGGUCAUGCAGCAGUGCUGACUAUUCAAGGAACCAAGCACCUCAUCUACGACUUGAAGGAAGGUAAGCCGAUCUCGUCCGCGAAGCGGUGGAUGCAUUUCUGCGUCCGUUCAAGGUCUUUAAGUAGACGAUAG